AUGGAAGAUCAUUAAUUACUCUCCUUUAUCAAUAAAAGAAUGUAAUUUAGUUAACUAAAAUAUUAAAUAAAUGUAGAAUCUAUGUUAUUUGAUUCAAACAAUUAAGAGAUAAGUAAAUUGUGAAGUAAAUUAUAAUUCAAGUUAAAACAAUUAAUCAAAUAUUUUAAUAACACAUCUAACUUUUCUAGAUAAUUUAACAAUAAAAUUUAGUAGUAGAUCAUAUAAGUGCUUUAGUUUGUAAAAAUAUUUUAGUAAAUGGUUUUAUAGAAAGGAGACUGUAUAUUAUUUCUCUUUUAUUUUAGUACUACUAAACUAUUUAGAACAAGAGUUUUUAAUACAAAAUAAAAUUGUUUAGCUUUAGCAACAAUCUAAUUUAAGAAUUAUAUGAUGAAUACAUUAAGAAUAUUAGAUUUGAAGGAUACAGCAUUAGAGGAAUUGCUGAAAGUAAUCGCAUUUAUAAAAAUAUAUUUUAAGGAUUAGAAUAUUGAACUUUAAUUUGAUUUAGAAGAGACUUAAUAGUUUAUGAAUAGGCAAACAUAAGAAGAAUAAAAUGGUAUUAUUUUGAAGAAUAUAAAAAGAUUUUAUUAGAAAUUAUAUCUUAUUUAAUUUGAAAAAUAACAAAGGCUUUAUUUAAAAUUUGAAAUUAUGGAGAUUGAAAUACAGAGUUUAAAAUAAUGAUUAAUUAAAAUCGAAUACAAACAUCUAAGUUCAUUUUCUUGAUUGGUCAGAAUAAGUUAAGGAUAUUAUAGAUAAAUUAUAGAUGACUUAUUAUUUUAAAUUAGGAAAGUUCUAUUUAGCAGAUGUAAAUGAUAAAUUUGCAUUUAAACCAUUAAAUUGUAUAUCUUAGAUAUAUGAAAAAAAGAAGAAUAAUUUUGUUAUAAUAGAUUCUUUGUAAAAUCUUAUUAGAAAUCAUGUAUAUGAUUAUAAUAAGAUAUAAGUUAUAUUUGGUAAUAAAUCUCCUAAAGAAGUUUUGAUAUCUUUUCUUGAGAUUUUGGAUUGGUGUUAGGACAUCUUAAAGUGGGAGAAAGUAUUUAUAAAUUGAAGAUUUAGAUAAUAUAAAACUUUGUUGAGAAUAUUAAAAAAGAAUAUUAAAGAACAAUAUCAUACAAUGAUAGUUCAGGAGAUGGAGGUUUUGAAAUGGAAGAAUAUCUUGAAACAAUUCUUACUGAUAUUAUUACUAAAUAUGAAGAAAGAAUAGAUAAAUAAAUAAAUUAUAAAUUUAUUGAUAUUGAUUAAUUAGAUAAUUAGAAAAUAGAGGGAAUUCUUUAUGAAAUAACAAAAGAUGGUAUAGAUUUUUAUAAUGAUGAAUUUAUGAUAUGUGGAAGUGUUUAAUUUUCAGUGUAAUAAAAAAGUAGGUUGAUUGGUAAAAUAGGAUAAUUAGUAAUGGAUAUGCCAGAAAUAUAAAAGUAAUUGAUUUGAAAUUAAUUAGAAUAAAUUUUAUAAUGAAUGAAUUAAGUUAGGAAUAUUUAUAAACUUUAUGGUAAUGUAAAAAUUUUAAGGAAAAGUUAAUUAAGUAAAGAUAAUAUAAAAAUUAGAUUAUUUUUAUUUAGAAUAAGAUAUUAGAUAGAAAUAGAAAAUUAAAGGUAAGAGAGAUUAGAUAAGGAAAUAUUAAUAGAGAUAUGAACAAUUUAGUAGAGUGA
Molecule: messenger RNA, 1640 nt
Organism: Paramecium sonneborni
Lineage: Eukaryota; Ciliophora; Oligohymenophorea; Peniculida; Parameciidae
Source: the annotation of a GenBank genome assembly